Plectropomus leopardus (leopard coralgrouper) is the source of this 2298-nucleotide messenger RNA. RefSeq names its product neurofilament light chain b (gene neflb). Gene Ontology annotation, biological process: neurofilament bundle assembly. The record is from RefSeq and is a predicted model, not a curated record. Gene Ontology annotation, molecular function: structural constituent of postsynaptic intermediate filament cytoskeleton. NCBI's taxonomy places the organism in Eukaryota, Metazoa, Chordata, Actinopteri, Perciformes, Serranidae. Gene Ontology annotation, cellular component: intermediate filament; axon; postsynaptic intermediate filament cytoskeleton.
UAGACAUAGAGCAGCCCGUUUCUCAAGCCAUGUCUUCCAUCGGCUUUGACCCUUAUUUCCCUUCUUCUUACAAGAGGAAGGUGGUUGUACGCAGUGCAGGAUAUGGAGCUGGAGGAGGAAUAGGAUCAAGGUCUGUCUACUCCACCCACUCAGCCCCAGUAACUUCCUAUGCAUCUUCACGCAGAAGUUAUCCAACACACACCCGAGCUAUUUCCAGCUACUCCUCCGUGCUGUCUGCUCCAGUGUCUGCAGCUGCCGCUGAGCUUCGCCUUGACCAAGCAGCCCAGGUCAGCUCUGAGUUCAAAACAUUAAGGACCGAGGAGAAGGCUCAACUGCAGGACCUGAAUGACCGCUUUGCCAACUUCAUUGAGAGGGUCCAUGAACUGGAGCAGCAGAACAAGUUGCUGGAGACUGAGCUCCUCCUGCUCAGGCAGAGGCAGACGGAGCCAUCCAACCUCCGGGCCCUGUAUGAUCAUGAGAUCCGCCAGCUCCGUGCUGCUGUAGAAGAAGCCCGCCAUGAGAAGCAGGCAGCCCAGAACCACAAGGAUGAGAUGGAGAAUGUGUUUAAUAACCUGCUAAAGCGCCAUGAGGAAGAAGUGCUUGGCAGAGAAGAAGCAGAGGGCAGGCUCAUGGAUGCCAGAAAGGGAGCGGAUGAAGCUGCGCUGGGCCGGGCCGAGUUGGAGAAAAGAGUCGAGAAUCUGCUGGAUGAGUUGGCCUUCCUGAAGCGCCUCUGUGAGAGUGAGAUUGCAGAGCUGCAGGCCCAAAUCCAGUACAGUGCAGAGGUGUCAGUGGAAUUGGAGGUCGCCAAACCUGACCUAUCUGCUGCUCUACGUGACAUCCGAGUCCAGUACGAGAAACUGGCACAUCGCAACCUUCAAUCCGCUGAAGAGUGGUUCUGCAACAAGGUGAAUGUGAUGACAGUGAGCGCCUCUCGCAACACAGAGAGCGCACGCAACACCAAAGAUGAGGCUGCAGAGUACCGCCGGCUCCUCAAUGCUAGGACGCUGGAGAUUGACGCCUGCCGUGAGAUGAAUAAUGCUCUGGAAAACCAACUGCAGGACGUGGAGGAGAAACAGAGUGCUGAGAUCUCAGCACUGCAGGACACAAUAAGUCAACUGGAGGAUGAAUUGAGGGCUAACAAGAAUGACAUGGCUCGCUACUUGAAAGAUUAUCAGGACCUCCUGAAUGUGAAGAUGGCCUUGGAUAUUGAGAUUGCAGCCUACAGGAGGCUCCUUGAAGGAGAAGAGAAUCGUUUAAAUGUGGCGGCAACAGGCUCCUUCAGCGUUUACUCCCAAUCCAUGUUUGCUGCUCCAUCCUUUGGAAGAACACAGUUCUCCCUGCAGUCUCAGCUGAGCUCUGCAGCUCCGUACCUGCUGAGCUCCCGCUUGUAUACUUCAUCCCUCUCCACAGAGGAGACAAUAUCUGCAAGCCAGGCACAGCAGGCGGAGGCAGGCCCUCCUGAAGAGGAGGAGGAGGAGGAGGUGGAAGAGCAGGUGGAAGAGGAAGAGAAGGAGGAAGAGCAGGUGAAAGAGGAAGAGAAGGAGGAAGAGCAGGUGGAAGAGGAAGAGAAGGAGGAAGAAGAGGCAGAGGAAGAGCAGGGAGAAGAGAAGGAGGAGGAGGAGGGAAAGGAAGAACAGGGAGAAGAGGGCGGGGAAGAGGUGGAGGAAGAAAAGGAGGAGGAGGAAAAACAAGAAGAGGGAGAGGAAGGAGCAAAUGGAGAAGAGGGUGUGGCAGAGGCUGAAGAAAAAGAAGAUGAAGAGGGAGGUGGAGAGGAGAGCGCACCUCAAGAGGAGGAGGAUGCCAAACAGAAAGCGGAGGAAGGCGAUGAAGAGGGUGAGAAGGAGGAGGAAGAAACUGAGAAACAAGAGGAGACGGAGGCCGAUGAGAAAAACGGAAAAACAACAGAUAAAAAAGUCUAAAUUUAAAUGCUUAAAAAAAAAACCCAAAAACUGCUAGCAUUGUAGCUGAAGGAUGUCUUCUCUGGUGCUCUCUAAACCGAAUGAAAAUCUCUUGAAAUCCAGCAGUGACCACAGCAUGUACGCAAACUGUACCAGCGAAGAAACGAAACAAUAUAGAAGCUAAUGAAUAAAGAAUAAAGACAGGAAAUUUCUGGAGUAGAAAUUCUGCAUUAGGAACAUCUGUUUGCAAACACCUUUGUGCUUUACUGACACAGAUACAUGCCUGUAACGACUGUCUGAAUGUGCAAUACGCAGUUUGAGAUGCCUUAUGUCACUCACUUAGUGCUUUAAAAUCCAUGAUGUGCUGCAUUGAACUCAAAUAAAGCCUUGAAGCCUUGUC